Oncorhynchus kisutch (coho salmon) is the source of this 3264-nucleotide messenger RNA. Its product is annotated as melanophilin. The transcript has 17 exons. The record is from RefSeq and is a predicted model, not a curated record. Bases 411 to 2174 code for a protein of 587 amino acids. Gene Ontology annotation, biological process: intracellular protein transport. Lineage: Eukaryota; Metazoa; Chordata; Actinopteri; Salmoniformes; Salmonidae. Gene Ontology annotation, cellular component: cortical actin cytoskeleton. Gene Ontology annotation, molecular function: actin binding; small GTPase binding; myosin binding.
AGACUGCCCCUGUUAAGCCAGGAAGUGGGCCAAUGCUUUAGUUAGACGGAUGGUUGCAGGGAGUCGGGGACUAAAAGAGGACCACAUAAUGUGUGUUACUGCCAUCCGAGGCACUUACAUCAGUAUAUUAUGACUGAAUUCAAAUUUGGCAAAAAUACAGGCCAUUUUGACCUGUUAUUUAGUUGUUAAAACUACUUGGAGUUGGAGGAGGGGUGAGAAGCUCGCUCAUCCUCUCUCUUCUGUGAGACUCAGAGCAUGUGAUGAACAACCGACUUCUUCAGGCCAUUCGCAGAUGUGUUGCCUCAACUCCAGGGAAUUAACAGCUGACCUCACAGCUGUCUGCUCUGCGCCGGGCGUAAAGGGACCAUCUCUGUGUUGCUGUAGAGUACUGGUUCAUAUUCUCCAUAACCAUGGACCUGACCGCGCUUUCAGACGACGAGGCCAAGCACGUCUGGGAGGUCAUACAGAGAGACUUCACCCUCAGGAAGAUAGAAGAAGAGAGACUGGGGGACCUAAAGACUAAGAUAGAGAAGGAGGACACUAAGAUUGAGCUGCUGGGUACUCAGACCACCCUGGUAGACUCUCACUGUAUCCGCUGUCUGCAGCCCUUCAAGUUCCUGGUCAACAGUAAGCGUCAGUGCAUAGACUGUAAGAUGUACACCUGCAAGGCAUGCAGCCGCUACAACAAGAAGGAUCACGGCUGGGUGUGCGACCCCUGUCGUAUGACAAGGGUCCUUAAAAUUGGAACAGUGGGAUGGUACCAUGACAACGUGCGCACCCGUUUCAAGCGCUUCGGCAGUGCCAAGGUGAUGAAGUCUCUUUACAAGCGACUUAAUGGAGAGGGUGCCCGGCGUGACAGUGACACACAAAGCAUGCCUGAUUUCCGCAAUGAUAGGUACAAUGGUCAUGAUGAGGACUAUGCAGAAGCAGAAGCUCAGCGAUACAAAAUGAUGCGAAAGAACAAGCGCCUGCUCUCUGUUCAUCCCAUGGACUUGGAUGUGGAUAUAGAAGAGUAUUUUCCACCCCACUCUCGCACUCACUCUCGUCGACAAUCCUACCAGCAGAUCCAGGAGGAGCGAGGUGGUGGUCACCGGGGUGACAUGGAGUUCAUGGAUUCCAUGCAGCAACAACAACACCGCAUGAACCGUAGGAAGAGCCUGGAUAGGUACAACAUGCGCCCUGACGAUGGGCAGUAUGGGAUGGUGCGUGCCCGCUCCCUAUCCAAGAUCAGCUCCUCUAUGAACCGCCAGCACUAUGUGGACACGUCAGAAGAGGAGGAGGGAGGGCGCAACACCAUGUACCAGACCCCCUAUCGCCGACGCCCUUCCUACAGCCGAGUUGGCUCUCACGAGAACCUGCAGGCCCCAACACAGCAACCGGUCAAUGCGCUAAACAAGCGCAUGUCAGCCAUAGAGAGUCUCCUGAACCGGCUGGAGUCCAAGAUGACUCUACCCCCCGAAGAUGAGGAGACGCCCCCGACCGCUGCACAGAUAGAGGAGGAGAAGCUGAGGAGGAAGCUGAGCGAGCUGGCGGGGAACAUCAGUGUUCCGUCCUCCGACGAGGAAGCAGGAGGGGGGAAGAAGACCCCUUUAUUAAAGAGGGCCGCUGUGAAGAGUAACCUCCCAGUCCUCCCCCUAGAGCCCCUCAGUUCCUCCAGCGAUGAGGGGCCCACCGAGGCUCAGCAGAGAUCCACCGCGGCGGCCCUCUGUGACAUCACCAAAGAGUUUCUAAGAACCAUUAAUGCUGCUGAAAGCGCGAUGAACGAGUACUUCCCCUCAAUAACGUCUAAUGACAGCCCCAUGAUAACUGACGUGGCUGACGUAAGGAAAGCAGCUGAGUCUUACAGGGAACUUGAGGAAAAUGUGUACAUGACCUCAGGGAAGUCCUUUGAUCUGGAGAAGAAGCUGAGGCAUCUGGAGCAGAGUGCCAAGAACCGCUUCGGAGGGGCCACAGACUCGGAGCUGUCUGACCUGGAGGACGUGGUGGCUCUGACUGCACAUCGGGUCCAGAGCACUGAGAGUGAGGUGUCUGAUUUGGAGAACAAACUUGCUGCUCUAAGUGCCUCAGGGAAGAAAAAGAUAUCAGGUUCACAGAACAGGAAAAGGUUUAACCAAGACUUCCCCACAAAACCCAGCAACAGCUCAGGAUCCCUACGGAAAUCCAAUCCCAUGUAAAAGGACUGUACGACGAAUAAGCCCAAUGAAACUGUCUGUAUUAUCUUAGUUACUGAAAUAUACCUUCAACCUUAUCUGUCACUGAUCCACUGUAUAUCUGAUGUCAAUCUCAUAUCCACAUUGUUACAGUAUGUUAAUGGUAUAUCCACACCCACAAUGCACAGCAGUUAUGUGCUGUAAAAGCAGGCUACACCAUAGCUAUGUUCAAUGCAAAAACAACCCUGGUUUACUGCCUGAAAGCCAUACGCAUUCUAAAGUAUCCUCUCAGUCUCAAUGUAUCUGAUGUCUAAACUCAUGAAAUGUUAAUGGUAUAUCCACACCCACAAUGCACAGCAGUUAUGUGCUGUAAAAGCAGGCUACACCAUAGCUAUGUUCAAUGCAAAAACAACCCUGGUUUACUGCCUGAAAGCCAUACGCAUUCUAAAGUAUCCUCUCAGUCUCAAUGUAUCUGAUGUCUAAACUCAUGAAAUGCUCUGAUGUGAUUGGUCAAAAGGGCAAUUUGUGGGGAAAAAAUAUCAGAAUUGGGCUUCCUGCUGCAAAACAGUCUAAGUUUCCUGAUUAAAAAAAUGUAUCUGUGCCAUAUAGGCUACCAACAUUCCAGCAGAGGCCAAGGUGACUUUCUGUGUUAAAAUGGAGUUUGAUUAGUGAACACUGGUAAAGUGGUCGUUUCUGUACACUAUCAUGACCUCGUCUAAUAAUGACCUUUUGGGUUGCAUGGGAUUCUGGGAAACAAGCACCACGACUUACUAUCUUACAUCACCAACUGUGUUACAUUCAAAUAACAGAGUGUCUGUUACAUAUUGUCGUAGUACAUAUCUUUCUGAAAAAGAACAGUGAAAUGUUGUCUUGACACUGACCAGACAAAUAUGAUAUGAAAUAACAAGUUAUCUAGUCUGGAUAAUGAUCUCUGUUUUGUUUUCUCUCAAUUCAUAUAAAAAAAUAUGUCUGAAACCGUUUUCAAGACAAUUAUAAAUAUUGGAAUGAAUAUAGGAUGAAUAUAUAUAUAUAUAUAUAUACUGUAUCAUUUGAAAAGCUGCAGUGCGUUGUGCCGUCACUGGGCUUCUGCAUCUAAUAAAUUGUAUCACAUCAA